AUGAUCAGGAUUGUUCUGCUGGCUGUGAUAAGAAUCGCCCCGCCCAGCACUUUUAGUUGGGUUCACUUGCGACGUGGCAUGGGACAGCUCAGGAAGCACCUUUUCACCGAGUCUCAACUUUGUCGGUAUUCUGCUCGAGACACGGUUCAAAUCGAUGAGCCAUUUGCUGUUGUAGGACCCGAUGUGCCUUGGGGUUUUAUUGGUCUAGCCAAUGUGGAGCUUCCUCUAGCAAUGUUGCUAUACCAUUUUGACUGGAAACUUCCUAAUGGACUAAAGCAUGAAGAUCUGGACAUCACAGAGCGCUUUGGUGGGACAGUCAGAAGGAAGAAGGAUUUGUGCCUGAUUCCCAUUCCUUAUCAUCCGAACACUGUUUCAUAG
Molecule: messenger RNA, 378 nt
Organism: Pistacia vera
Lineage: Eukaryota; Viridiplantae; Streptophyta; Magnoliopsida; Sapindales; Anacardiaceae
Product: cytochrome P450 71AV8-like
Exons: 3
Coding region: 1-378 (125 amino acids)
Molecular function (GO): oxidoreductase activity, acting on paired donors, with incorporation or reduction of molecular oxygen; iron ion binding; monooxygenase activity
Source: RefSeq, a predicted model, not a curated record